This is a messenger RNA of Labrus mixtus (cuckoo wrasse), 2848 nucleotides long. Its product is annotated as complement C1q tumor necrosis factor-related protein 1-like. Bases 206 to 1012 code for a protein of 268 amino acids. The transcript is spliced from 4 exons. NCBI's taxonomy places the organism in Eukaryota, Metazoa, Chordata, Actinopteri, Labriformes, Labridae. The record is from RefSeq and is a predicted model, not a curated record. Gene Ontology annotation, molecular function: protein binding.
ACACUUGUUUGGAGGAGCAAGACUUUCUGGCAGACGCUGUGUGUGUGUUCUGUGUUAGAGGAGAAAAAGAAUGACCUGAGGAGGGAGAGACGGGACAACGACCUCAGAAAUAAAGCAAGGCCUGCUGCGGAGUGGGACAGAAACUGAGGGGAAAUCAAGACUUUUUUCAUUUCCAAAGAAGAAUUACUGGACUUCAACUGCAAAAAUGACUAAAGCCUCUGUGUGGGUCCUGCUGCUCCUCUGUUCAUGUCCUCUUGACUUCUCACGCCCCCCUUAUGAUGAGAGAAAAGCUCCGGAUCCUAGCUGGGACAGAGUGCACCCAAAGGACCACCAACAAGAUGCAAGGCGCAGGGAGGUGAGGGAGUGUCGACGCUGCUGUGACCCGGGAGAGGAGCCCCCCCAUCAGUACUCCAGUCAACAGUACAAAGUUGUACCACAGAUCAACAUCACUCUGCUCAAAGGCGAGAAAGGUGAUAUCGGAGAACGAGGACACUACGGUAAAUCAGGCAGAGCUGGUCAGAUGGGUCCUCCAGGUCCUGGUGGCGUGAAGGGCAGCAAAGGCAGCGUGGGCCUCCCGGGUGAACCGUGCAAGUCUUACUUUGCCGCCUUCUCUGUUGCUCGUAAGAAGGGUCUACAAUCCAACGACUACUACCAGACUCUGGUUUUUGACAGAGAGCUCGUUAACCUCUAUGGUCACUUCAACAUGUUCACUGGUAAGUUCUACUGCUACGUGCCUGGCAUUUACUACUUCAGCCUGAACGUGCAUACGUGGAACCAGAAGGAGACGUACCUGCACGUGAUGCACAAUGAGCAGGAGGUGGUGAUCCUCUACGCCCAGCCCAGUGACCGCUCCAUCAUGCAGAGUCAGAGUCUGAUGCUGGAGCUGGAGAGUGGCGAUCAGGUCUGGGUCAGACUCUUUAAAGGCGAGAGGGAGAAUGCCAUCUUCAGUGAUGAGUUUGAUUCUUACAUUACCUUUAAUGGACACCUGAUUAAGUCCAAGAGUGAAUUGUAGUGAUGAGAGGGGACAAGUUGGAGAUGGCACCUCAAAAGCAUGUAAAUAUGGACAAAAAUGGUCUCAAAGAAUGUGUUAUGAAACGAUAUGUCUUGUAGACAUUUUAGAACAGAAACAAAUAAAAUUGGAAUUAAAGGCAUAGGUCAUUUUUUUAUAAGAGUGGUUGUAUGAGGUUAUUGUCAAUAGCAACUGCCAAUUUCCACAUAGACAGUAGACCCCACACCCUGCCCCAGCGUAUUUGAAACGGAGCAGAGAAUACUGGCUCUGUUGGCACAUUCCAUGAGCAUUACUAGAGUGGCAGCGAACUGCGACGUACAACAAUACAAAAGAAUUAUAGUUUAAAAAGUAUAUUGUAAAUGUUGAUAUUACUGCAUACCAGAUUGAGAUGACUUUAAACAACACUUUUGAAGGAGGCGUAUAAAACAGCAGCGUUCAGUAGGGAACAAGAUGGCGAUUGCUGCAGACUGAAGGUGCCAUGAAGGAGCUGCUGGUACCCCUUGAUCUAGAAAGGUCCUGAAGUACUGUUAUUACUAAGUCCCACUCGUAGCUCUCUGGGUUCAUGGAUAUGAGUUCACAGUUAACACUUCCCUCCUGUCCUCCAGUCUACACAGAAGUUUCCCCCUCUCUGUUUUAAACCUGCUGAGUCUCCAUCUGCAGUUUUUACUCUGGUCCAUGAAGUAUCCUCUAGGAUCCAUAGUAAAAGUGCGUGUCGUAGUUGCUGUAAAAAUUUCUAAGUUUGGUUGUAUUUGUUGUCUCUUUCGGAGCCCGCAGCUGAUCACUUUAGGCGGAGCACAAUAUUGCCAAACUAAGUGGCUUACUGACAGAAAAGUACGGUGCUGAGAAUUUUCUCUUACUAUGUACACUUGGCCUGACAUUGUUUUUUAGUGUUUUCUUAAAAUUAGCAUAAUUGUGGUAUGAAUUACCAGGGAUGUAUUAGCGAGCUUCACUGCCAGUUCUCUAGACGGGUUCUAAAUAAAGUGGCGAGCUGGUCGGCAUCUGCUGUAGCGAAAAUACCUACUGAUGACAAAUACCUCAUACAACCCUACUUCAGAUAAAACCUGAACUAUCCCUUUAAUGCAAUAAUCUUUUUUGUUUUAAACAAAUCUCUUCUGUAAUGGCCAUAUACAGGUUAUUUAACAGAAUUUCUGGCAUUUUUAGGUCCAGUCAAGACUGAUCCAUUUUGGAUUUUCUCCCUUUAUAUGUGUUUAUGUUCUUCUGUUGUUUGGAGGUUUACUGACAAUCAGAUGCUAUGCAGAACAACACAGCGUGACAGAUGCUGUCUGGUUUUUUGUUUUUUCCUGAAGAUCAUUACUUUUUCUGUCCUACUUAUGUAAUUAUGUUUUGUUUGCCUUAAUGUGUUAUCACAACUAUUUUUGACAUCUAUAUUACCCUCCUAACCUUGUCACUGUAAAUGUAAACAACAAGGGGCGGAUAGCUACAAGGUGGUAAUUCAAGACUCUUAAAGGAAGAAUGUGCUACUUAGAUGUGCGCACCAGCAGAAAGAAAAACAGACUCCUCUUUGGACACACUGAAUCCUCCGCUCUCCUCCAGCGGCACACCUCAAACCCCUCUCCACUCGCGUUUGCACAAAGGAGUUAUCAAACUGGAUCACACCAUAAUUAAGUGCUAGGCUGCUGCAUUGUUUUGUUAGCAGGCUAAUUGUAGCGAUCUUUAGUUAGCUCGUAGCUUCACAUUGCAUGUAAAUAUACACAGAAUGAUCAUGAUCUGAAAACGUGUCAACAUGUUAUUUUCAAGCCACAGAUUUUUCACACUGUAUCGUUUGCCCACAGAGAUACAUGCAAACAAUAUAAAAAGCGAUGACCAUUGCCAACAUCA